AUGGUUACAGGUAGUUGUUUGUCUGCCGCAUCUGACGUGCUGAAAGCCUGCUUCGGUAAGGACGGCAACUUCACGGUCAUCGUGAAAGAUGCAUCGCAUCAGGAACUUGAAGAUGAGUCGACGGUUAGGUUUAGGGUGUGGUCUUCUCUGCUUGCUCAGUGGUCUCCAGUCUUUGAGAAGAUGGUCGGAUCAGAUUGCUAUGCCGAGUCGCAGAAGUCGGAGGUGGUCAUCACAGACUUCUCGGCUGGUGCUGUUGAGAUGUUCCUGCGAUUCUUGUACUCCGGGAGCAUUGAGGGCUCUGUGGUAGCUAUGGUGGAAGUCGCAGCCAUAUCAGACAAGUAUCAGGUCAAGGAAUUGCAUGACUUAUGCUUGCAUCUUGUGCGGCAGGCACUGAAACCUGAGCUGGCCUGUGAAGUCUUCGCGGCCGCAGACCAGUUCCACAUGGGUGACUUGCGAGCAGAGGCUCGCGAUCUCAUCUUCACCAAGCCUUUCGAGGCCCUGAGAAAGCCUCCGGCUCUCUGGUCGGAGCUGUUGGAGGAGAUCCUCAGCUCAGGCCUGCUCUGCGUGACGGAUGAGUUUUUGAGGUUAUUUAUCCUCACAGCUUGGGGGACGGAACGAGGCCGCACCCUCUCCCUCCAACCCUCCAUGUACAUCGAAGCACGUAAUCUCCACACCGUAGACGUGCUGGGCACGAUGUGGGAUCGCUAUCGGACACUCUGGGCCCUACUCCGGGACCCGGGCGAGUGUUCUAUGGAGCCUUUUCAUUGGUAUCGGGUGUCGACGCUCCUAGCGCCAGGGGCCGAAGCUUUUAUCGCGGGGCAGUCCGAACACACAUCGUCCGAUCUACCGUGGAUGAAGAGAUUUACCAUCCGGAAAGGGUGGGUGCAGUGGCUGCUCGAACAUGCUUGGGUUCAUCUUCAGGGCUUCGACUUCGGAGAUUCCUGUGCAAUACCGGCCUCGACAUCUUUCCGGGUCUGGUCCUCCCAAGACGGUGUGACCUGGCACCUCGCUAUCGAGUCGCACAAGAAGGAGAUCAAAUCGGGCACUGUCCUGGCUUGUGAGAGACCUCCAGGCCUGGUGAAGUAUUUCAGGCUACAAGUCCUCGAGGGUUCGCUUGUUGACAUUGAUUUCAACAUCCACGGCAUUUUGCAGACGCCACUACCGCCGCCACCAGAACGACCACCCGCAUAUGUUCCACAAGGGAUUUGA
Molecule: messenger RNA, 1209 nt
Organism: Symbiodinium sp. CCMP2592
Lineage: Eukaryota; Dinophyceae; Suessiales; Symbiodiniaceae
Source: the annotation of a GenBank genome assembly